Molecule: messenger RNA, 1536 nt
Organism: Symbiodinium necroappetens
Lineage: Eukaryota; Dinophyceae; Suessiales; Symbiodiniaceae
Source: the annotation of a GenBank genome assembly
AUGGUCUUGCCGAUCGUGGAGGAGAUUCGGCCGUUAGCAACUGGCCUCCCGGCACGGGCGCAGGCUGUCCCUAAAGGCUCUGGGCGAUGGAGGUUUGCUUCCAGAAGCUCGGACUGCGACCUACCAGACCACUACACGGAGCUGAAGGAGCAGGCAAUGUGCUCCUCGAUCGAAAUCAGCAAGCUGAAGGGGCAGACAUUCGAAACUGUGCCGAAUGGAAAGCUGAUGGCUGUCAACCAGAGAUGCAUGGUCUACGUCAUGAAAGACGGCUUUUUGCGGGUCAUCAACCAGAGCGGCAUCGAUCAUUUCAAGCUGGCGAAGUCCUCGAAGGCUCGGGUGCUCGACGUUGCACUGACCAGGGACGCAUCGGAAACGAAGGACAGCCGCGAGGAUUCCACCCACAUUCUGGUGUGCUUGGAUGAAGCCGGUUGCGUUACGGUCUUCUUUGUCGAGGCCUGCCGGCAAGCGCUGCCCGGCCGCCUGCAGCAGAUCGAAGUCAUGCUGAGCAGCUUGAAGCCAUGGCGGCUGGCCAUGCACCCAAAGGACAGCACUUGCUAUGUCACAGUGCACUCGACUGCCCUCCGACUCUGGGACGUCACGCGGCUGCGUGCGCAAUGCAGCGCCCACGGCCCCAGCGCGAAAGUCUUCUCAGACCCGGAAGACGCACAUUGCUGCGACGUGGCUCACUUGCCCAAGGUGACGGCCCAUAUGGGCGCCGAUCCGGAGAACCGGAUCCUCGACAUCUCCUUCACGGUUGAUGGCACCUGCAUUGCCGCCAUCACCAAGGACUGCCUCUUCGUGUGGCAGCUCGCCACCUUGGGGCGACAAGGACUUCGACUCAUCCAGCAGCUCACGAUCGACACGGCCACCACUCAGGUGCGGGACAUCUGGCCAGAUGGCCCUGCCUCCAUCCGUUUCUUGGCAGAGCGCCAACGCAGCGCGGAGGUCGAGGCAAUGGUACUGGCUGGGGCCGAUGGUUGCAAUCUGGCGGUCUACGCGUUCACCAGGGGCAGCACCCAGCCGGUCGGCCAGCUUUUGCAGCAUAUCUGCUUUGGCAACCCAGGCUCCGGCAUGAGGGCCGUGCUGGAGGUCGACACCAUCAUGCACACGACCCUGGCCUUGACAUUUGGCAAGCGCAGCUGCUCCGCGGUGCUGCCGUUGGCAACUCACUUUUCUUCGUCCUCAAGGAUCGCUUUUCCCUAUGUUCAGCGCUUCGUCCACGAACUGCCGGCAGACCACUUGGCCUUAAUGACUGCCCUGGACAACAAGAAUGCACGCACCCUGUUCCUGUACCGGAUCGUUCUCAGACGGCCGGAGCAGGGCGCUACUCAGAGCAAGCACGAAGUGAUGGUGCACACACCAGUGCCUCGCGAUCUGGUAGCUCCAGAGGAGGCCCCGGAGCUGGCCAGUCCCAGUCCCAGCAGCUCCAGCGACAAAGGUCCGCCGGAGGAGGCGGAUGAGCCGCCGGUGGUUGACGGCUGGGCGAAUGGCGCCCAGAGCGGAAGUGGCGCCGACGCCGAGGAUGCCGAAGGUUGA